Molecule: messenger RNA, 2061 nt
Organism: Puntigrus tetrazona (Sumatra barb)
Lineage: Eukaryota; Metazoa; Chordata; Actinopteri; Cypriniformes; Cyprinidae
Gene: hoxc6a
Product: homeobox C6a
Exons: 2
Coding region: 534-1238 (234 amino acids)
Biological process (GO): anterior/posterior pattern specification; regulation of transcription by RNA polymerase II
Cellular component (GO): nucleus
Molecular function (GO): RNA polymerase II cis-regulatory region sequence-specific DNA binding; DNA-binding transcription factor activity, RNA polymerase II-specific
Source: RefSeq, a predicted model, not a curated record
CUUACUGCUAGUUCAUUAAGAAGAAAAUUAGCUCUUUGUAAAACGCACGAUUAAAAGUGUCGAUUUAUCUUCUCAAUACACGUGGAUAAGCUUUGUGCAUAGAACAGAUUAACUCGACGAUUAAUGCGCAAAAAGGCAUAAUUGAUUGCUCGCGUGAGUGCCUAUUCUGUAUUUUUGUGUGUGUUUACUUAAACAUUAUCAACUGAAGCCACAAGGAUAAGAAGCUACAAGCUCGAUAUUCCUCCGUACACAGCGCAUUCAAUUGGCUGAAAGUGGUCAGGUGACGCUGUCAUAUUGUCCUUCCAUGAGCCAAGCCUUGGCUAUAACACUUGCUUUGCGCGUCUUAACCGGAGACUGGAAAUUAAUAUUAUUGAAAUCCUUCUGAAGUUCGUUUGAAAGAGAGUUAGGAAAGAAGGCGGGAGACGCGUGUAUGUGACAGAAGGAAGCGGACCCCAAAGCACAAAGAAAGUGCGAGAUUGAGAGAGGGGAAAUAAGAUAGGAGGGUGAGUUGAUGAGAGGGCGAUAGGAAAGGUAUGAAUUCGUAUUUCGCGAACCCGUCGCUCUCGUGCCAUUUAUCUGGUGGGCAAGAGGUUUUGCCCAACAUGCCACUGAACACGACCACAUAUGAUUCAGUCAGACAUUUUUCGUCUUAUGGCACCACUGUGACCCAAAACCGGAUUUACGCGUCCCCUUUCUAUUCACCUCAAGAUAACGUUGUGUUUGGAUCAAGUCGAGGACCGUACGAGUAUGGAUCUAACGUGUUUCUUCAAGAUAAGGAUGUGCUUCCCAGUUGCAGGCAAACUAGUAUGGGACUAAACGCGCAGAGCCACGUUGCCCAGGAGUACAACCUGGAACAAGCUCGUGCAGGAACACAGGAACAGAAAGGGAACAACAUUCAGAUCUACCCGUGGAUGCAGCGCAUGAACUCGCACAGCGGUGUUGGGUACGGGUCAGACAGAAGGAGAGGUCGCCAGAUCUACUCCAGAUACCAAACCUUGGAACUGGAAAAAGAAUUUCACUUCAAUCGGUAUCUGACCAGGCGCAGACGCAUCGAGAUCGCCAACGCUCUCUGCCUAACCGAGCGUCAAAUCAAAAUCUGGUUCCAGAAUCGGCGCAUGAAGUGGAAGAAAGAGACCAAUCUGACUUCUACUGUACCGGGGAGCGAAUCAACGGGCGCUCCUCAAGAGACCGAGAAGGAGACCGAGGAGGAAACCGAGGAAGCUAAAAAAAAAGAUUAGGAAGUCCAUUUCUCGUUCUCGAACGCCUGUUAACUGCAACGUAACUACCUAAACUCUGAGAAUUUGCAAAUAUUAAUGCAUGGACCGUAUACUCCGCUAUUCCUUUGACUGCCCCCUCCUCCUCCUCCUCCUCCUCCUCCUCCGACCCCGAAUACCGUACACGAGCUCUACAACAGCCACCACGCCACUAACAUACACACACGUUGAAACAAAUGGAGAGAUUGAGAGAAAGAAAGACGCACGUGUUAUCCACCGUAAUGUAACUCACGUCUCUUUGUAUUGAAAAUAGCUCCUUAUCGGCUGCGUGGUGACAACGCCACAGAUGAACUUUUUGUGUGGUUCUAGUAUUAUCAUGUUGCUAUAGGCUAGUAGAAAUUACAUUAGAUGAAAAUGUAUUCGAAUUUGAUAAGUAGGCUACGUCUCCCCAACUAUUAAGCCUCUGAACAGUACCCUAAGCAUUCCAGAAGUGAAGGAAACUUCUUAUAUGCACAUUCAUUUUUUUGUGGAUGCAUAUUUGUACAAUGAAACAAGCACUGACGGGAUGAACUAUACUACCUAAAUCCUUAAUGCAUUUUUUUUUUCCUUUUUAUUUUUUCUUGAUAUUGCCUUUGCCCUGUCAGUGUUCUGUCGUUCAAAACGCCGCCGUCCCGGCGCAUUAACUAUUGAGAGAACUUCAAAAUCAUACAUUUCAUCAUACUUGUAGCUGUAUGCAUAUAAACUUGUCUUAAAGUGAGAAUCACACCCAUAUGAAAACAAACGUAUAUCUUGUUACGCAAUUAUAUUGUUUGUGUAAACUGUGUAUUAUUUAAUAAAAUUCAUGAAA